AGAAAACAUGAAAUAAAUUGCUGGAUCAAAAGUUCACCAUUUCUAAUUGAAAAGUUGGAUGUCUGAUUUUUCUUGCUACAUAAGCAAAUAUGUCUGAGCCUAGUUUUUUUUCUGACACUUUAACUUUGGUUCAAGUUGCUGGCUAUGUAGUUGCUGUAAUUUUUGGGCUCUGUGCCUUAGUACCAACCAUUCUGCAUCUCAUUGACUUUGAAGGUCAUUGCCUUCUUUUCACAAAUGGCACUUGGCAAGCAUCUGACGGUCAGUUUGUGGCUGACUGGGGCUCACAGUUUUACUGUGACUACAAUAUCUUCUGGUCCUUCUUCAGUGUUUUGAUUGCCCUCACACAGCUUGUAAUUUUUGCUAAAAAUGCCAAAAGGAACACAUCAAAAGGCUUCUUGACCGUCCUGGGUGACUUGGUUGUGUGUACCCUUGUGUGCAUCUUGGUGUUUGCUGGAGCCGUCAUGACAUCAGUCGGUUACAACAGAUGGUGUGACGCCAUCUUGCAAAGAUUUACAGAGUGUGAAGAUGCUGCUUCUCCAACCACUGGCAUAGACCGAAAAGAUGGGAUCAAUACUGCACAUUUUUACAUUCACUAUGGAAUAAUUCAAUUUGGAGCCUGGUCAUGCUGGCCAACAUGGGUAGCGUUGAGCCUCUUCGUGUUAAGCAGAUUUAUUUCUCUGCACCAAGACUACGUCAUCAGAGUCUCCAUGGCCAGGGAGCGCGCAAGGCUAUGUGGAGACCCUUCUCAACUUCUCACUUAGCUUUAGCUUCAGAACGAAGCAAUUCUUCUGUUCUACUAUACUUACGUAUACCCACUUCUCCUGUAAAUAGAAUUAUGUAAAUAUAUAUAUUUUUAUCAUAGUUUAGCCGACCAUCGGUUAUUUAAUUCGUUUAAGAUUUUCUGAAAUUGAUUUAUCCUAGAGCUUCUAUCGAAGUAAAAGCUACUAAAACAGCGUUUUCGGUUUCUAAGGAUUUUCACAAAUUUUGAGAUAUCGUUAUAGGAUUUUUUUUCCAAUAUAGAAAUUCGAAGCAACGCCGAUGCAAAGGGCAAUUUUCUAGGUAUAGUUUACUUGAGAUCUCUUCAUGUCAACUGCGGUAAGAUCGUGGAAGCUCCUGCGUAUUGAUGAGGGGAAAUUUUGUCUCAUUGUGCGCUGCGAAACUUUACAUCAAAUCGUGCGCUGUGAGAUUCUGUUAGCGCUUCUUAUAGGAAUGCAUGUUUAUAUAGUAUAGGUAUUGUCCUUGAAAAUUAAGCAUUGUAAUGACAUACGAUUGCUAAGAUCACUUGUUCACGAGGCAUUUUUUCCAGGUCUCACUUACACGGUAUGUAUAAAGUGUUAGUCUUUAAAAAACGGACAAGGGAAAUUUACAAAUUAUCCUAUUAUACGUUAAACAAUUGAGUAAAAUAACGCUGUGGACGCUCGCUAUGAUUGUAGUCACGCUUCUCAUGGCUGGCUGUGCAGACCUGCUUAGCUGUUUAAUCUUGGUAAUGUGCAGUAAAUACAUUGUAAUUUCUUUGUGCAGUACCCGCUAUAUUAUGAAACGUAAAAUAAUUAGAUUAUUAGUUUUUAUAGGUAGGUUUUCAUUCUUGAGUUGAUAUUUACUCUGCCGAUGGUGUUGACAAAGAUCAUAUCAAGAUUAUUUGAUCUUGGUCAGGCUCUUGUUUCAUUCCUAUGCUUGCAUAGAAGCUAUGAAUCACAAUAUAUAAAAGAACAUA
Messenger RNA from Hyalella azteca, 1714 nucleotides. RefSeq names its product transmembrane protein 179. The record is from RefSeq and is a predicted model, not a curated record. The transcript has 5 exons. The coding region runs from base 90 to 761 and encodes 223 amino acids. Lineage: Eukaryota; Metazoa; Arthropoda; Malacostraca; Amphipoda; Hyalellidae.